Messenger RNA from Dermatophagoides pteronyssinus (European house dust mite), 3661 nucleotides. RefSeq names its product Phospholipase D (gene Pld). Lineage: Eukaryota; Metazoa; Arthropoda; Arachnida; Sarcoptiformes; Pyroglyphidae. Gene Ontology annotation, biological process: regulation of vesicle-mediated transport; intracellular signal transduction; phosphatidic acid biosynthetic process. The record is from RefSeq and is a predicted model, not a curated record. Gene Ontology annotation, molecular function: phosphatidylinositol binding; D-type glycerophospholipase activity. Gene Ontology annotation, cellular component: intracellular membrane-bounded organelle.
GCAACAAAAUUACCAUCAUCAAUAAUGGAUGAAAAAACUAAUAAUGAUGAUGAAACGGAAACCAAAACUGUGAUGAAAAAUAAAGAAAAAUUAGCGAUAAAGAAAAAUCGUCGUUCAUCAUCAAUAGUACCACCAAGAAUACCAUAUAGAACAAUAUUCAAACCAGAUUCGAUUAAUAAUAUUUAUCUGGGUAAUUUACCAAUUGAAGCAAAAAUUAUUAAUUAUGAAGAAACAUCAUUCAUAUUUUCACCAUAUAUCUAUCAUAUUGAAUUAAAUCAUGGACAUUUUAAUUGGAUUAUUAAACGUCGUUUUAAUCAAUUUCGUCAGCUACAUAAUCAGAUUCGAAUGUUUUAUACAAAAUUAGCUAUUCCAUUACCAACCGAAAAUAGCCGUCAGAAUCGUAAAAUUCUUGAACGUUUUGGUGAAAUUGAAUGGCCAAAAUUUCCUUUUUUACCCGAAAUGUUUUAUAUUGCCGAUGGUAUUAGCCGUCGUAUUAAAAUUCUUGAAGAUUAUCUUCGAUUUUUACUUGGACUUUCAUUAUUUCGUCAUCAUCCAUCAUUAUUACAAUUUUUAUCGAUUAGUCCAUAUUCAUUUAUUGAAGAUCUUGGUUUAAAAGGUGAAGAAAUUUUAGUAAAAAAACGUGCCGGUGGUUUUCGUUCGGCAACAUAUUGUGUUCGUAUUGAAAAUUUUUUCACCGAUCUUACUGGUCAUUGGCGUAAACGAUGGCUAGUCGUCAAGGAUACAUGUUUAUUUUAUCUAGAACCUCAUGAUAAAAAAAUUCAUUAUGUAAUGUUAUUUGAUCCAGAUUUUUAUGCUGAUUCUGGUAUCAAAGAAACUGGUAUUACAUUUGGUGUACGUAUACGUAAUAUGUCUCGACAGCUUGUAAUGAAAUGUUUUACUGCAAAACAAGCAAAAGAAUUAGCUGAUUAUUUGAAUGAAUAUUCUCGAAUUAAUGCCAAAGAAUUUGUACAACGUAAUCGUUUUGGUUCGUAUGUUCCGGUACGAAAAUCUAUACAUAGUCAAUGGUUUGUUGAUGGUUGUGCUUAUUUUGAAGCUGUAUCACAAGCAAUGGAUAUGGCUAAAGAAGAAAUUUUUAUUACUGAUUGGUGGUUAUCACCUGAAAUUUAUCUACAAAGACCUAGUCUUGGUUUAGAUUGGCGCCUGGAUCGUUUGUUAUGGAAAAAAGCAUGUUCCGGUGUAAGAAUAUUUAUAUUACUGUAUAAAGAAAUGGAAAUUGGUAUCAGUAUUAAUUCAAUUUAUACAAAACGUACAUUAAUGAAAAUGCAUGAAAAUAUUGCCGUAUUAAGACAUCCAGAUGCUGUACGUGGUGGACCAUUAUUAUGGUCACAUCAUGAAAAAUUAGUUAUUAUUGAUCAACAGGUUGCAUUUGUUGGCGGUAUUGAUCUUUGUUUUGGUCGUUGGGAUAAUUUUGAACAUCUUCUCAUUGAUCAAGGUGGAAUUUUUUUCAAAACACAACCAAAUGACAUUAUUCGUAAUUCAACAAGACCUAAUGGUUUAUUAUAUCGUUCAAUAUCACAACCAUUUUUAGCUGAUAUUUCUUUAGAAACAUCUGAUAAUAAUUCUCCCAUUUCCAAAGAAACGAUUCCUACUGCUGGUAAUGGUGGUGGUAAAUUUCGAAAAAAACGUUCUAUAACUACUAAUGCUGUUUCCAUAGCGAAUAAUGAUAAACAAAAUGGACCAAUAAAGAUGGUUGGUGAUGAUACCAUUGAAACAAGAUCGGUGGCCGAUAUUGAAGAAAUUCUUAUUGAAAAUGAAAACAUAAGCAGACGUUCAUCAUCAUCGUCAUCAACAGUGGACAAUGAUGGAGAUGAUGAUGAUGCGGAUUAUGAUGAAAUCGAUGAAGAACAACAAGUAAAAAAAGUUAUUUCACAACAGAUGAAAGGAAAUUUUUUCUCAAAAAAUCGAAUUACAAGAAAAUUACGUGCAAAACAAACACGUGCAAUGACACGUCUUCGACGUAUUCGGCGACGAAUUAGACGUCGUGUACGUACAUCUAAAGCUGAAGAAAUAUCAAUCAUAUCAACCGAUGAAGAUAGUAAUGUAGAAAUAACACCGGAUUUUUUUAAACAAAGUAUACCACGUGUACAGAAUAACAAUGAUGAUGUUUCAUAUGAUGAAUUGGAAGGUGCAGCUAAAUUAUGGAUCGGAAAAGAUUAUACAAAUUUUAUUGUCAAAGAUUUUACUCAUUUAAAUAUGCCAUUUCAAGAUUCGAUUGAUCGUAAUACGACACCAAGAAUGCCAUGGCAUGAUGUUUCUUGUGUUGUGAUCGGUGAUGCAGCACGUGAUGUUGCACGUCAUUUUAUCGAACGUUGGAAUCAUACAAAAUUUUCAAAAGCAAAAUUUAAAGAACGAUAUCCAUGGUUAAUACCGAAAACUUAUCGAAAAAAUUUGUUGAUUACGACGAAUGCCAAUGUAACUGAUGGUCAAAUAGAAAUGGAUCAAAUACCACCUUAUUUAACUCGGGCUCAUCGUGUUCGUUGUCAAACUGUAAGUUCAAAUUUUUUUCGAAUUUUAAUAAUUUUUUUGUUUCCUUCCCCCAAAAAAAAGUUACGUUCGGUUAGUUCAUGGUCGAUCGGUAAUCGACAAACGGAAGCAUCAAUUGUUGAUGCAUACAUCGAAGUGAUCAAUCAGGCUGAACAUUAUAUUUAUAUUGAAAAUCAAUUUUUUAUUUCACAAACAAAAACUCAUCUUGAAUAUACAGAUCUCGUUAAGAAUCGAAUAGCGGAAGCCCUUUACCGGCGUAUAUUACGUGCCUUUCGUAAUGGUCAUACAUUUCGUGUAUUCAUACUCAUUCCAUUGUUGCCAGCGUUUGAAGGUGAAGUUGGCACCAGUAGCGGUACAGCAAUUCAACAAAUUAUGCAUUAUAAUUAUUCAACAAUUUGUAAAGGUUAUGAUUCAUUAAUGGCAAAAUUAAGUUUAGAAAUUGAUGAUCCAAGUCAAUAUAUUGGUUUCUAUAGCCUUCGAAAUCAUACCAAAUUGAAUGGACGAUUAGUCACCGAAUUGAUCUAUAUUCAUAGCAAAAUUCUUAUAGCAGAUGAUAAAAUCAGUAUUAUUGGUUCGGCCAACAUUAACGAUCGUUCAAUGUUGGGUAAUCGUGAUUCAGAAGUAUGUGUAAUUAUUGAAGAUGAAGAAUAUGAUUUCUUUUUUAUGAAUGAAAAACCAUAUAAAUCGGGAAAAUUUUCCGGUUCAUUGCGACGAAUGUUAAUGCGUGAACAUCUUGGUAUAUAUAAGGAAAACAAAGAAGAUAUGCUCAAAAUGACCGAUCUGGUUAAUGAUCCGAUUUCCGAUCAAUUUUGGAAUAAAAUUUGGAAUGCCCGAGCAAAAGAAAAUACUGAAAUUUAUGAAAAAGUAUUUCCGAUUAUACCUACGGAUGAUGUAAGAAAAUUAUCUGAUAUAAAUAUCUACUUAGGAAGAGAAAAACUAUAUAAAACAGAUCAAACAAAAGCUGAAGAAAUGCUUUCAUUAAUCAAAGGUCAUCUAGUCAUGUUACCAUUACAAUUUCUUUGUGAAGAAUUACAAAUCAUUUAUAGUGCACAGGAUCGUUUUAUUCCACAGAUUAUUUGGACUUGAAAAAUGAAUGAAAACGCAAACAAUGACAAAAUCAAACGAUAAUUUCAAAAUUUCCGAAUCACCGUAAUUU